Messenger RNA from Fukomys damarensis (Damara mole-rat), 10068 nucleotides. It is a transcript of the gene Taok1, whose product is annotated as TAO kinase 1. The transcript is spliced from 20 exons. NCBI's taxonomy places the organism in Eukaryota, Metazoa, Chordata, Mammalia, Rodentia, Bathyergidae. Gene Ontology annotation, biological process: execution phase of apoptosis; protein phosphorylation. Gene Ontology annotation, molecular function: protein kinase activity; ATP binding. The record is from RefSeq and is a predicted model, not a curated record. The coding region runs from base 205 to 3210 and encodes 1001 amino acids.
GGGACCGUCUGUCGCCGGGCCCCCUCCUCUUCACUCCUGGCGCUCCAGCGUAAAGUCCACCGGAGCGCUGCGGGGGGCUGCUUACUCCGCCCCAGACCUGUCGGCGAAAGGUAGUUUAUGCCAACGUGGCUUCAUUCAUACAGAUGAACCAAGGAUUGGGAUAGCAGUUUAAAAUUAGAAUCAUACAGCUGACUGCCCAACAGGAUGCCAUCAACUAACAGAGCUGGCAGUCUAAAGGACCCUGAAAUUGCAGAGCUCUUCUUCAAAGAAGAUCCAGAGAAGCUCUUCACAGAUCUCAGAGAAAUUGGCCAUGGAAGCUUUGGAGCAGUAUAUUUUGCACGAGAUGUACGUACCAAUGAAGUGGUGGCCAUCAAGAAAAUGUCUUAUAGUGGAAAGCAGUCUACCGAAAAAUGGCAGGAUAUUAUUAAGGAAGUCAGGUUUCUACAAAGAAUAAAACAUCCCAACAGUAUAGAAUACAAAGGCUGCUAUUUACGUGAACACACAGCAUGGCUUGUAAUGGAAUAUUGUUUGGGAUCCGCUUCAGAUUUACUAGAAGUUCACAAAAAGCCACUGCAAGAAGUGGAAAUAGCAGCAAUAACACAUGGUGCUCUCCAGGGAUUAGCCUACUUACAUUCUCAUACAAUGAUCCAUAGAGAUAUCAAAGCAGGAAAUAUCCUUCUGACAGAACCAGGCCAAGUGAAACUUGCUGACUUUGGAUCUGCUUCCAUGGCAUCCCCUGCCAAUUCUUUUGUGGGAACACCAUAUUGGAUGGCCCCAGAAGUAAUUUUAGCCAUGGAUGAAGGACAGUAUGAUGGCAAAGUUGAUGUAUGGUCUCUUGGAAUAACAUGUAUUGAACUUGCGGAAAGGAAGCCUCCUUUAUUUAAUAUGAAUGCAAUGAGUGCCUUAUAUCACAUAGCCCAAAACGAAUCCCCUACACUACAGUCUAAUGAAUGGUCUGAUUAUUUUCGCAACUUUGUAGAUUCUUGCCUCCAGAAAAUCCCUCAGGAUCGUCCAACAUCAGAGGAACUUUUAAAGCACAUGUUUGUUCUUCGGGAACGCCCUGAAACAGUGUUGAUAGAUCUUAUUCAAAGAACAAAGGAUGCAGUAAGAGAGCUGGACAAUCUGCAGUAUCGAAAAAUGAAGAAACUCCUUUUCCAGGAGGCACAUAAUGGGCCAACAGUAGAAGCACAGGAAGAAGAAGAGGAACAAGAUCAUGGUGUUGGCAGGACAGGAACAGUGAAUAGUGUUGGAAGUAAUCAGUCUAUUCCCAGUAUGUCUAUCAGUGCCAGCAGCCAAAGCAGUAGUGUUAACAGUCUUCCAGAUGCCUCAGAUGACAAGAGUGAGCUAGACAUGAUGGAAGGAGACCAUACAGUGAUGUCCAACAGUUCUGUAAUCCAUUUAAAACCGGAGGAGGAAAAUUACAGAGAGGAAGGAGACUCUAGAACAAGAGCAUCAGAUCCACAGUCGCCUCCCCAAGUAUCUCGUCACAAAUCACACUAUCGUAAUCGAGAACAUUUUGCAACUAUAAGGACAGCAUCUCUGGUUACAAGGCAAAUGCAAGAACAUGAGCAGGACUCUGAGCUUAGAGAACAGAUGUCUGGCUAUAAGCGAAUGAGGCGGCAACAUCAAAAGCAACUGAUGACUCUGGAAAAUAAGCUAAAGGCUGAAAUGGAUGAACACCGCCUCAGAUUAGACAAAGAUCUUGAAACUCAGCGUAACAAUUUUGCUGCAGAAAUGGAGAAACUUAUCAAAAAACAUCAGGCUGCUAUGGAAAAAGAGGCUAAAGUGAUGACCAAUGAGGAGAAAAAAUUUCAGCAACAUAUUCAGGCCCAACAGAAGAAAGAACUGAAUAGCUUUCUGGAGUCCCAAAAAAGAGAGUAUAAACUUCGAAAAGAGCAGCUUAAGGAGGAACUGAAUGAAAACCAGAGCACCCCUAAGAAAGAAAAGCAAGAAUGGCUUUCAAAGCAGAAAGAGAAUAUACAGCAUUUCCAAGCAGAAGAAGAAGCUAACCUUCUUCGGCGUCAGAGACAAUACCUGGAGCUGGAAUGCCGUCGCUUCAAAAGAAGAAUGUUGCUUGGGCGCCAUAACUUGGAGCAAGACCUUGUUAGGGAGGAGUUAAACAAAAGACAGACUCAGAAGGAUUUGGAGCAUGCCAUGCUACUGAGACAGCAUGAAUCCAUGCAAGAGUUGGAGUUCCGCCACCUCAACACAAUUCAGAAGAUGCGCUGUGAGUUGAUCAGAUUGCAGCAUCAAACUGAGCUCACUAAUCAGCUGGAAUAUAAUAAACGAAGGGAACGAGAACUAAGGCGAAAGCAUGUCAUGGAAGUUCGACAACAGCCUAAAAGUUUGAAGUCUAAAGAACUCCAAAUAAAAAAGCAGUUUCAAGAUACCUGCAAAAUCCAAACCAGGCAGUACAAAGCAUUAAGAAAUCACCUACUGGAGACUACACCAAAGAGUGAGCACAAAGCUGUUCUGAAAAGACUCAAGGAGGAGCAGACCCGGAAGUUAGCCAUCCUGGCUGAGCAGUAUGAUCAUAGCAUUAACGAAAUGCUGUCCACACAGGCUCUGCGUUUGGAUGAAGCACAGGAAGCGGAGUGCCAAGUUUUGAAGAUGCAGCUGCAGCAAGAAUUGGAGCUGUUGAAUGCAUAUCAGAGCAAAAUCAAGAUGCAAGCUGAGGCACAACAUGAUCGAGAGCUUCGGGAGCUUGAACAGAGGGUCUCCCUCCGCAGAGCACUCUUAGAACAAAAGAUCGAAGAAGAGAUGUUGGCUUUACAGAAUGAACGCACAGAACGAAUACGAAGCCUGCUAGAGCGUCAAGCCAGAGAAAUUGAAGCUUUUGACUCUGAAAGCAUGAGACUAGGUUUUAGUAACAUGGUCCUUUCUAAUCUCUCCCCUGAAGCAUUCAGCCACAGCUACCCAGGAGCUUCUGGUUGGUCUCACAAUCCUGCUGGGGGUCCAGGACCUCACUGGGGUCAUCCCAUGGGUGGCCCACCACAAGCUUGGGGUCAUCCAAUGCAAGGUGGACCCCAGCCAUGGGGUCACCCCUCAGGGCCAAUGCAAGGGGUACCUCGAGGUAGCAGUAUAGGAGUCCGCAAUAGCCCCCAGGCUCUGAGGCGGACAGCUUCUGGGGGACGGACGGAGCAGGGCAUGAGCAGAAGCACAAGUGUCACUUCACAAAUAUCCAAUGGGUCACACAUGUCUUAUACAUAACUUAAUUGAAAGUGGCAAUUCCGCUGGAGCUCUCUGCCAAAAGAAACUGCCUACAGACAUCGUCACAGCAGCCUCCUCACUUGGGUACUACAGUGUGGAAGCUGAGUGCAUAAUGGUAUAUUUUAUUCAUUUUUGUAAAGCGUUGUUUUGUGUUUACUAAUUGGGUUGUCAUAGUAUUUGGCUGCCGGGUUUGAUCUUUUUUUUUUUUUUUAACUUUUUGGGGAAAUUUUGAAAAGGAAUUGAUAUUAAACAUUUCAUGUAUGUAGUAAAAUGAAAUUGGCUAUAAAGGGGGUAUUUUCUGAAUACUGCAAAAAUAAAAUGCAGCAAAAGUGGCUUGAAUCAUCACUUUAGGGUAUCAUAUCCUGAGAAGUUUGUGAGAAAAUCUAAAGCUAUCCUCCAUAUUCAAAAUUUUUAUGAGCCACUGACAGCAGGCAGCAUAUGCUGAAACAAGCUAUUGGAGUACACCUGCACCUCCUCACCAAUAUAUUAUAUUUUCUUUAUUAAAUUGAUCUGACUUCUCAGCCUCAUUUGGAUUUUAAAAAUCAGAAAUCUAUGAGCACUAAAGGGUUGUGUUGACCUUUUCAAAUCAUAGAAAAUAACUUAGUUCUUUUCUGAAUGCUUCAUAAGUUUGUCAAUGAUUUUUUCAGAUCAGUUGUGCCUUCUUUGUGUCACAGCAAGUUGUAAUUGCUUAAGGAGAUCACAAGCUGUAUAGGGAUUACAUGAACCAACCUGUAAGCCUUUAAAGGGGAAGACCAGCAGAGUGAGGGGGCCCCUGAAAGUUUAUAUGAUAAGUAUGUCUAGCAGCAGCAUGAGGAGAUGAAGUAUAUGUUUCUUGACAUUUGUUGCUUAUACUGUGAUAUCUUAUCCUAGCUAAGCUCUAAAAGUCCCAACAUCCUGAACAGUACUUUUACUUUGUACUGAAACAAAGACAGAAAGCCAAUCCAAAUCAAAUGCCAGAGUAUUUGAAUGAUGCCAUAUUUGCAAACUGCCAUCUAUGGGAAUUUUCAUCACACUACAUAGACAUAAUUUGACUAUCCCCUUUUGGCUUAUGGGAUUUCCUGUUUACAAGUAGACUAGUCAAUUAUUUAAAUGUUUAGUUGCCAUAGUGAACCAGGAGCCACUGAGCCAAUGACUACCAGCUGCUGACUAAUCCUCAUCACCACUGUAGAUUUUGCUGCAUCUGCAGGUCCUCUGUUUUAUAAUUGCUGUUUUUGUUGCUGCAGUGCUUUACAAACUUCUAGUUCAUUGAGACUUAGUGACUAUUUGGAAUCAUGUUAACAUCACACAAUAGGAAACACCACUCCAGAAGUCUCAAGCCUCAGUGCUAAAAUACUACUGAAAAGGAGCUAGGAAGUUUGGCAAAUGAAAAAACAAAACGACAAAAAAAAAAGUAAAAGUAAGUUAUAAUGGUCAGGGAAUCUCUUGACAAAAGCUAACAUUUGGUGGGGGGCAUUUUUAAAAAACUUGUUCUGUUUUACAAUGAAGGAUCAACCCGAUGUUGAAAGUCAGAUAUUACUUGGUAUUUCCAUGUGUAUGUAGAAGUUGAGUUGGAGAUGGGUGGGGAGCUGUGAAUAUGACUUGAAGAAAAAAAUGUUCUCUUUAGUUAUGGAUCAGAGUUUCUUACAAGUUAUUGUCCUGUCCCCUACCCCCUUGUCUUGAAGAACCCUUUUUUUUAGGUCUUGAAGAACUCUUGCUGCUAACUCUGGAUCCUGCUUUUCAUAUACUGAGAGGGCUCCAAGAUAAGACUCUCUAUGUCCCUCAUAAUAAUACUCUUUAACCCUAGACCAAACUAAUGACCAAAUUGUAAUCUGUUAGUUUUCUCAAACAGAUUUUUAAGUUUUCCCUAGGUACUGUAUGUCAGCCCAGUCUCCAUGAAUCUUUCCCUGUAGGAAUUUCUGACAUCGAUUGAUUUGAAGGUAAUUAUAAGAAAAUGAAUGCAUUAAUAGAAAUCCUUUAAAAACCAAAAUCAAAAUGGAGUUCACACAUACUUCUAGCCAGUGUUUCAAGUAGAAUUCUGAUGUGUCGUCCUCUUGGCCAUGCUCCGGAUCACCAGUUUUUAGGUAAGCUUGACAUAUAUUUGUCAUAGCUGAUAAAAAGGCUUUUAGUCUUUUUUAUUUGCAUUCAACUAUUAUACAGUAUUUCAACAAGAAAUCUACCUAUUUGGAGAAAAAUUAUAAGAGCUUUAGAAAUAAAUGAAGUAUGUAGAAAUGUGAUAGACUUUUAAUACCUUUAUAAAUGUUCUUCAAAGAUCUGGCCCCCCUCAACUACUGGAGAGGUAGAAUAAGGAAUCAGAUCAGAUUUGCUUACAAAACCUCUUGCAAACUCAAAGUACUACCAGUGAUACACUUUUAAAUCCACUUGUGAGCUUCAGUAAGGCUAAUUGAGUUAUUGAGUUCAUUCACAUCAAAUGUACUUAAAAAGCAUGAUUGAAUACUGACUCCAGAGGUCUGUCCAGUUAGGGUUUGUAUCUGAUUUGUGUGACAACUAGUUUUAUAUUGUAGGAUAUCAUACCUGGAUUAUAUCAUUAAUUUUAAUUUAGAUAUAUGUAGUUUGCAACAAUGAUUUAAAUUAAUUGGGUUUUUUUGUGUGUUUUGGGGAUGUUAACUUCUGACAAAUCUCAUGAUAGGAAUCAUCAUAGAAUAAAACUAGUAGCAGGAAGAUAUGAAGGGUUUUAAGAUACCCUGAAGAAAGAGCAAGCACUUUCUGAAUCUGUGUGCAAAUGUCAGAGUUUAAUCAAACUAACACUACCUCCUCCCUAGUGUUGGUGUUCACUCAUAUAUGUGUUUAAGAAAAUUAAAAGCAUGGGAAAUUUGUGUAGCAUAUCAGAAUUUGUAAAUGUUAUAUCUGGUAUCCAGAGCCUGGCAGUGAAAAGUUUCUUGUGUUUGCCCUUAUCCUUUUUUUUGUGUUAGCAUUUUAAAAAUGCAAAGCCUCAUAUGUUGAAUCAUUUUUAUUCCUAAUUAGAUUUUCUUCCCUUUGCACAUUUUUCUUCUUUUUAAAAGUCAGUUCUAACUCCAAAUUAGAGUAUCUAAAAGCAUUUUCACUAUAUAGACAAUGUUAGGUUAAGAAUGUGUUUAUAUUAUUUUUAUCAGAGCUGACGUUCUUUUUAGUCAUUUCUAUACAUAAAGAAUGGCCCUGUAUUUACAGUCACACCCAUAGGUGAAAUUGACGUAAGUAUUUUGAACUUAAACAUAGUAAUGAUUUUCAGCUGGCUAGACAUAGGUACACACUAUUCAAACACUAAAGAUGCUUUCCUGGACACUCCCAUUUCUAUCAAUUUUUCUCAAGCCCUGCCCCUCUUUUCCAAAAUUGAAAUUGCUGUGUCUUUUUUUCAGACCAUAAGAUAGACUUUAGUAACUUUCUGCUUUUGUAAGUACUAAAUGUCUGGCAUUUUAAACUUUUAUAAAAUACAUUGUGUUGGACACUGGAAUAAUACUAUUUAUUUUCACCUGUGAAGAUGACUUCAUUGUACUUGAAACACCUCCUUUGCAAUUCUCCAUUUGUGCCAUUCACUAGUGGAAAUAAAUUGUAUUAUACCAUGAUCUACUGGCUUUUUAAAACUGUGUUAAAUAUGCACAUUUUUGGUAUAGCUAUUAUCAUUUGUAUGUAUAUACUGUAUAUACAUAUGAGUGUCUAUAUGUGUGUAUAGAUGGAUGGAUGUAACUCAUACUGUACAUUUCCAUCAGGGCACUUAAGGUUCUGUUGUUUUUGUUUGGUUUUAUUUCAGUCCUCGGUAAAGGCAAUAAUCCGGGUGUGUUUUUUUAAAGUACUCUGGGUUGAUAUUUAUGAAAAGGUGAUCAUUGGAUUCAAUCUUUUCCUUUUUAAUCCCUCUUAGCACUUGAGUGAGUGGAGAGAAAAGUUAAAAAAAAAAAAAAAAAAAAAUGGAACCAUAAGUUGUAGUGCAGUAAAAUAGUGCUGGGGAAGAAGCCAGUUGGUGUUUCUGUGAGUUUUGUGUUGUGAUGUGACAAAAGAUGAGUGAUGACAAAGAAAAGUGAAUUGUGGAGAGAACACUGGUAGUAAUUUCCUCUGCAAAGAUGAUAAAAAGAACCAGUAAAUCACAAUCUUUAUAUAUUAUGUAUUUCUUAGUGAUGCCAUGGAUCUUUUUUAUUCCAUUAAUACUAGUAAUUGUAUAUUUUGCUGAGGAUCUGAACAGCCAAGAAAGGAAUUACAACUAAAACAUCUAAGGUUCUCUUGAACUGUACAAUCAAUAGGAAAUGGCCACUGAGAGCAGAUUAUGGUAUUGGUGUGAGGAGCUUUCUGUUUUUAGCUGCCUCUUCUUGCUUGCUAAUAGUAAGUUCUUUGUGCACCUUCCACCCCUUCUGAGCCACUACUAUUCAAGCAGAGAUUUGGCCCAACACAGCAACCUUGUCUUUGGAAGUUUAUAUCGUUCUGCAUUUUGUCCCAUGCUGAAAAUGUGAAGUAAUCCUAGUGUAUAUUCAAGUCAGAAAGUAAUAUAUUUAAGGUGUGUAAAGUGAAUCUCCUAUAGUGGUGGAUGAAGAAAUUCUUAUUUCUUACAGCCUUUAAGCAGCAAAAUUAAAACUUGGGCUGUCAUCUUUGAACUGCUUAACAAAAUACAGAUCAUUAUUCAUUUUUGAAAAGAAACAAAUUCACUUAUUUUUUUUCCCCCAACAUGAUAGCAUUUCUACCUAGGUUGUAGUGCUACCUUUUAAAAUGCACUCACUCAUAGUUGUUAAGAACUGGAAAUUUCCCAUCCUCAGAUUCCUUAAAGGAAGAGUGUGCUGUACAUUUAGCAUACUUGCCCCUGAAGUAUGCAAGGACUACUGAUCGAAGUCUAUUUUGCUGUGUCUGGUUAUGUUGUCUGCACUUUUAUGAAAUUGCUACAGUAGAUCUACAUUGGAAAUCAUUUAAUUUGUAAAGAAGUUUUAUUAUAUUAAACACUGUCUAGAAAAACAAAGUGAAGCUGAGAACUCUUCCUUUAUUGUCAUAUUUCCUACUGAAUUCUGAUAGCAUCUGUUAAAGUUGUAAUGACUAAUUUUUUCUGUCUUGCUUAUAUUCAGAUUUCAAAAAUUUCCUUCAUAUAUAGGAAGAGAAUCCAUUUGGCCUGAUGGUAGUCUUCAGAUCAUAAUACAUGAAUUAGUAGCACCUUAUCUGCCUAUUGUGGGCUUCUUAAACUUGCACUUCCCACCCACCCAAAGACGCAUAUCUUUUAAAGAAAUUAAAGGCAGAGAAUUAAACGUGUGGAGCCAUGUACUAUGUCACCAUCACUGUUAAUUGUUUCCCAGCAAUCCAAACUUCUGAAAUUUCACAGAUUUUUUUUGUGUGGGAGGGUGUAUGUGUCUGAUUGUAUUUUUGUUUGUUUUAUUUUUAAAUAUACAAGGGGUUCUUUAGAGAAAAAGAUUAAUCCUUUCAAACAGCAGGAUGCCCACCAGAUACACUAAUCCAAACAUCCGUAGGUAGUUUGCCAUGACAAAGUGGAGAGAAGGUGAGUCUCCUGAAUUAAUGAAAAAGGGUAUCUUGAUGCCCAAGAAUUCCCCUCAAAGUACGGGUAAUUCAACCUGCACAGUUUCCUUUUACUCACAGUUUUUAGCAAUUGUGAGUGAAAAAUCAUGUAAUUAUCUGUAAAUAUGUAGCUAACAAAUUGACCUAGUUUCUGUAUUUUUUUGGUUUUGUACUAAAGUUUAUAGGUCUGUGCCAGCUAGAGAGGAGUUACUGUCAUUGCCAGUUGUGGUUCUAGCAUCUAACCCUGAAACCAUCCUAGGUGACAUUUUUAGAAUUAAUGCUUAAAUGUUGUUAAACAGGGGGAAAUGAAGCUUAAUCAUUGGUCAGGUUUGAAAUUUUUUAAGCUAAGUAACUUUAUUUAAUAUAAUGAUUACACAUCCUCAGUCAUGAGUGAGGUAGGAGCCUCCCUCCCCCAGUGGCCAUGUUUACAGAAGUGUGUUUUGUCUAUAAAGUGCACAAGUGUGUUACUGUUUAUGUAAAUUAUGCAGUUGAUAACAUUAUGGUUUGGGACUUUUUAUGGGCUCUUUACCUGAAUUUUCAAAUGAAAUGAACUAUGCUUAUUGCUGGCACAUUUAUCCCAUUUCUGGAACAUUUUUCUAAUUCCAGAAUUACAUAUGUUCCUUAAACAUUAUCCCUAUUUAACCUCCCUAUCUCUGAUAGGCCUUGUAGCCAAGGUAUUAAAGACUGGUGAACAUAGAUGAGGGAAAUGCAUUUCUUAAAAAUCCAUGAGCCCUCAGUUGUAUGCUUUCAGUACUUGUGUUAUAUGUGUCUAUGGCUACUUUGAAGUCGGUGGUUUAGAAAUGAGAUACCAAUGUUAAUGAAAAGUGUGUACUCUUUGCUUUUGCAUGGCUUGGCUUAGUAUCCAAGGUAUAUUAGAGCCACUUGAAAGCAUGAAGACCAGUUAUAUGGGAACAGGUUUCUCUCAGUGGCACAUUUUACUUUUCCUUAACCCUCAAAUACAUUGUCUAAGCAUGAACAUUAUUAUUACUAUGAAUUGUACACGGUCAUAGAGUGAAUUAUGUAAUUUAAAAGGAUACAGCUACCUAUUGUUUGUAGUUUCUGGCUGGUCUGUGUGACCAUUUGGCACAUAUCAAAAAACCCUUGAGGGGUGUUGGAACCCUUCGAGCCCUUUUUGGGGGGUCAUAAACAGGUGUAUUUAGUUUACCAAGAUGUUGGAUGCCUCUGGUGUAUUGCCAGAGAAGUUGUCUUUUGGUGCCCAUUCCAAAUGUGCCGUUGUGCUUCCUUACCUUUCAUACUAUCAAAGAAACCACCACCCCUUCUUCUAACAGCAUUUUUUGCCUUUUAUUCCACAUUAAAUGGGAAUUGUGCCUACUUAGAGUGCCCCUCCAAUUAAUUACAUGUGUCCCAAAAUUAUCCAAGCUAGAGACACAAGGAAGAAAA